AUGCGCGUAAAGAAUGGGAGGAGAUCCGCCCGACUUUCACAGACCUCUAUCAACAUCAAAGGAAGAAGCUUCCCGAGAUCGUGGAGAUUCUCGGACAGCAAGGGUUCCAUGCUAGAAUGCCACUACAAGACAUAUAUCAAAAAAUGGAGGCUCGACAAGAAGAACAAGCAAUCCGACAUAAUCUUUGCCUUCCAAAAACUACAGGAAAGACAGGGAAAGGACACAGCUUUCCUGAUCCGGGGACAGCUUCGCUCCCGCGAGAAUGUCGGACAUUACUGGAAGCGUACACGCCUCAAUCCAGCACGCUUUUCCCCGGUCCCACAUACUCCUGACGGUGUGGAAUAUCGCACUCCAAGCCCAUCUGUCGGAGGAAACUCUGAUGAGGCUGAACCUGAGGAUACGAGACAGGGUGCUGGUCGCUCACCUUUCGCCGGAGACGAGCACGUCACGCUUUUCCAGUACAUCAAUCAGGGUCUGGCUCUUGCUUCUCGAUCUCCUAGCUUGCGCCUCCUCAGUUCUCCCGAGCCGUUGCGGGCCCAAGACCAGGCCUUGCACUAUGCUAAGGUGCUUUUCCAAACCCACGUCGAGCGUGCAGAUCCUAAUCUGGAUACUGUUUUUUUAGGUGAGGUUACGAGAUUCCUCGAUAAGCUCAUUGCAAGAGCCUAUAGUGCUUUGGUGGCCAUAGAUCAAAAUAUGUCCCUGAUCAGUAUACAAAGUCGUUUGCUCGAUACGCUCGAAUUGAUUCCAGGAAUGGUAAAAUACGAUUGUGGAUACGUGACGAUGAGUUUGCUGAGAAUAAUAGUCAGUUGCGGCCAAGGUACACAGUCUUGGACAUCGACGAUGAACAGGAUGGUGAGCCGUCAGAUUGUGGAGAAAACAGGCAAUGCGUAUGGUGUUGAUCACCCGGUAUCGUUGCUUCUGAGGACUCUAAUUCGGUCUUUUGGUGGUGUGCUCGCAACAUCGGAGAUGAUCAUGUUGUCUGGAAAAGACAUAAUGGCACGGGGUCUCGGGCACGACUAUGCUGGAAUGGGAGAGCUGCUCAGAUGUCUCUGCGAUGUUUCUGUGUCGUCUGGCAGUAUGAAUUCAGCCCUGAAACACGCCAACGAGCUCUACAGUAUGUGUUUUUGCAGGCGCAGAAAGUACAUGACUGAAAGCAGUCUCACCUCUUUUCUGCUUUGCCUUUCUCAGCUGGCAAUGACUCAUUUUACAUUUGGAAACUACGCGGAAAGCGACUUCUGGAUCGAAGAGGGACUUCGAACCUGCUGCCAGGGACAGAGUCCAUCAAAAAGGGCCACUGCUCGAGCGGACUUCCUGUAUUGCAGAGCGUUGGCAAUGGGAAAGCAUGGUCAAUGGUCCGCAGCAUUCGAGGUUUUCGGAGAAGUCCUCCGUCAGAGGAUGAGAGUCUACGGAGCUGGAGAUUAUGCCGCCAUGCAAUGUGGUGAGCACAUGCAAUGGAUCAGGUAUCACCACCUUGAAAAAGGGCAGCAUUUGAGGGCAGCGGAAGGAGGGUGCCAGAAUGAGGGACGAGGGGAUCCUUGCGCUGUUGGCCAGGACGAGCCACGCAUCGACGGACGACGAGAGCCCAGCGUUCAUGGAGAAGCAGAGCCUUCGAACAAUAAAGACUUCGCCCACCUGUGGCCGAACCAUCCGGAGCAACAUCCCUUGGCGAUCGGGCAAGUCGAAGCAUGGACAGACGAACAGCCACAACAACAGCAACAACCGGAAACACACUGGGACGACCAACUACCAGGGCUGUCGGCAGGAGAAGACCAGUGGUGGAGGAUGUAG
Cladophialophora psammophila CBS 110553 is the source of this 1788-nucleotide messenger RNA. RefSeq lists its product as uncharacterized. The coding region runs from base 1 to 1788 and encodes 595 amino acids. The record is from RefSeq and is a predicted model, not a curated record. Lineage: Eukaryota; Fungi; Ascomycota; Eurotiomycetes; Chaetothyriales; Herpotrichiellaceae. The transcript is spliced from 3 exons.